Molecule: messenger RNA, 279 nt
Organism: Necator americanus (New World hookworm)
Lineage: Eukaryota; Metazoa; Nematoda; Chromadorea; Rhabditida; Ancylostomatidae
Exons: 1
Coding region: 1-279 (92 amino acids)
Source: RefSeq, a predicted model, not a curated record
AUGUCCCGUCUUCGCGACCCAGCGGAAUAUGUAUCGAAAGCAAAACAUAGAUGGGCCGGUCACAUCAUGAGAAGAAUCGACUAUAGAUGGACUAAAAGAACGCUAGAGUGGAUCCCAAGGGACGCUAAACGCCCCCGAAGGAGACCGCCAACGAGAUGGAGUGACGUGUUCGCUGCACGGAUGGACCAGCUGAGAGCUCAGCUGGAUACGGCUCAAGGACCUCGUCAACGUCACUCACGAAGCUUGAGAACAUCUUGGAUGACAAUGACAAGGGAAUGA